GCGAGGCGGCGCGCCCGGCUCCAGCGCCAUGGGGCGGCUGCUGGCUCUGAGCUUGCUGGGGGUCGCGCUGGCGCUCCUGGGCGAGAGGUUCCUGGCGCUCAGGAAUCGACUUAAAGCCUCCAGAGAAGUAGAAUCUAUAGACCUUCCAAACUGCCACCUGAUUAAAGGAAUUGAAGCUGGCUCUGAAGAUAUUGACAUACUUCCCAACGGCCUGGCUUUCUUUAGUGUGGGUCUGAAAUUUCCAGGACUCCACAGCUUUGCACCAGAUAAGCCUGGAGGAAUACUAAUGAUGGAUCUAAAAGAAGAAAAACCGAGGGCACUGGAGUUAAGAAUCAGCCGAGGGUUUGAUUUGGCUUCAUUUAAUCCACAUGGCAUCAGCACUUUCAUAGACAACGAUGACACAGUUUAUCUCUUUGUUGUAAACCACCCGGAAUUUAAGAAUACAGUGGAAAUUUUUAAAUUUGAAGAAGAAGAGAAUUUUCUCUUGCAUCUGAAAACAAUCAGACAUGAGCUUCUUCCAAGUGUAAAUGAUAUCAUAGCUGUCGGACCGGCACAUUUCUAUGCCACCAAUGACCAUUACUUCUCUGAUCCUUUCUUAAAGUAUUUGGAAACAUACUUGAGCUUACACUGGGCAAAUGUUGUUUACUACAGUCCAAAUGAAGUUAAAGUGGUAGCAGAAGGAUUUGAUUCAGCAAAUGGGAUCAAUAUUUCACCUGAUAAAAAGUAUGUCUAUGUUGCUGACAUAUUGGCUCAUGAAAUUCAUGUUUUGGAAAAACAACCUAAUAUGAAUUUAACUCAAUUGAAGGUACUCAAGUUGGAUACACUAGUGGAUAAUUUAUCUAUUGAUCCUUCUUCGGGGGACAUCUGGGUAGGCUGUCAUCCUAAUGGCCAGAAGCUCUUCGUGUACAACCCAAACAAUCCUCCCUCAUCAGAGGUUCUCCACAUCCAGAACAUUCUAUCUGAGCAGCCUACAGUGACUACAGUUUAUGCCAACAAUGGAUCUGUUCUCCAGGGAAGUUCUGUGGCCUCAGUAUAUGAUGGGAAACUGCUCAUAGGCACUUUAUACCACAGAGCCUUGUUCUGCGAACUUUAAAUUGUACUUUCGAUAUGCAGGUGCAAUAACUUCUCUUAACAAUUAUUUUUCUAUGAAUCGCUAAUUCUGAGGGAAUUUAACCAGGUGACCCAGAAAUGUAUGGCAUGUAUAGUUAAUUUUAUUUCAGUAAGGAAAGGCCCCUUCAGUUCUUGUAGCACUUUUAACAUAAAAGGAAAAUGAACAGUUUCUUAAAAUGCCCAGGAAGGGAGUAAGAAGAAAACUGCUUUCCAGUAAAGUAAAUACACUUUGCACAAAAUAAGCCUCACCUUUGCCUUCCAACUGCCAGAACACGGAUUCUACUGAAACAGGGUGAGGUGUAUUUCCUUAAAACAGAAGUGACGUCGGUUCCAACACUGUGACUGUGACUGUUCAGAACUACUG
This is a messenger RNA of Cynocephalus volans (Philippine flying lemur), 1474 nucleotides long. RefSeq names its product paraoxonase 2 (gene PON2). Gene Ontology annotation, molecular function: arylesterase activity. The record is from RefSeq and is a predicted model, not a curated record. Gene Ontology annotation, cellular component: extracellular region. The coding region runs from base 29 to 1093 and encodes 354 amino acids. Lineage: Eukaryota; Metazoa; Chordata; Mammalia; Dermoptera; Cynocephalidae. The transcript is spliced from 9 exons. Gene Ontology annotation, biological process: response to toxic substance.